Molecule: messenger RNA, 4682 nt
Organism: Pundamilia nyererei
Lineage: Eukaryota; Metazoa; Chordata; Actinopteri; Cichliformes; Cichlidae
Gene: myzap
Product: myocardial zonula adherens protein
Exons: 14
Coding region: 384-2405 (673 amino acids)
Biological process (GO): intracellular signal transduction
Cellular component (GO): intracellular anatomical structure
Source: RefSeq, a predicted model, not a curated record
GGUCUGAUGGGAGUGCAGAGAGACGUAGUCAGUGCAGAGAGGAUUGCUGAGUGACUGACAAGCCUGUCAGUCAGGUGGCUUUAGGAGCAGUCUGGCUGGAAUUAGGACAAUGACAUUGUUGUGUUUGUGCUGCUGAGAGCUGGUUUGCACCUGUUCAUUUCACUGACUGAGGGGGAACCUCGCAGCCCUGAGGAUACCCACUGCAGACGCAGCAGCAGAAGCAGACUUAGAGUGGAAUUUCCCUCCUGUUCCCAGGCUGGGGCCGGGGGCGAAUGGUCGCUCUGAGAAUCUGAGCAGAACUCAGGAAGGAGAGUGAGAGGAAGGGUGGGAGGACAGCCAGAGAGGGAGAGGAAGAGAAGCCAGGAGUGGACAUUAGAGGAGACAUGCUUCGCUACGGUUCAAGACCAACUGUUUCCACCACCACCACCACAACAGAGGACUCUCCAGAGGCUUUAGGGGAGAGGAGAAUCAGACGCCUGAGACUGACUCUGUAUCCCGGAGAAAAUGGAAACAAGGAGCCAAAAAAUGAAAAGUCAGACACUACUGAAAAUGAAAAAGAUGUCAAUGGGAUGUGGAAGAGGAAGAACGGGCUCAUCCAAAGAGAGAGUCCACCUGGCCAGGAGUCACCUCAGCAGCACCUCGGAGACAUGACCAAUGGGGUGCCAGAGACCUCGCUGCAGCAUCAUGGGCCCAAAGUGUAUGGUGUAGUGCAGAGGACAGGCUCAGAUAGACAGGAGGUGCUGGCACGCGAGUGGACAACCAGUCACCUACAGGAUGAGAUGAGAUACAUCAGGGAGGUGAGAGAUUCUCUUGAAAAGGUUAGAGAGCGGAUGUACGGACAGUUUGGAGGAAUGCAGCAAUCAAUGCAGAAGCUUUCGCAGGAACUCAGGGCUGCCAAUGCACACAAGAGGAGUCUAGAGUCAGAGGUUAAGAUCCGCACGGCAGCCAUGGAGAACUUUGAUCAGAUGAACAGUUCCCUCAUAUCUGCUAACCUCACCUUGCAGAAAUCCCUUCUGGACGACUGUCAGAAGAGAGUGAGCUCGAGAGACGAUGUGAAAAGUUUGCGGAGCACCUAUGAGAAAACACAACAACAGCUCAGAGACAAGGAGCGCGAGCUGGCUGCAGUACAGGCUGAAAACCAAACUCUCAGGCUUCAGGUGGAGUCUUCACGGGAGGCCAACGAUAAGGCGCUAAAGGAGCUCUCGGAAAAGCUAGAGAAAGAGUAUGAGGAAAAGCUGCUGGAAGAACAACGCAGGCACAGGGAGGAGAUUGAAAACCUACAGGCCCAACUCGAUGAGUACAUCAGACGACUGGAAGAAGCGGAGAGAAACAUCAAAAUCGCAGAAGCCAAGAUUGCAGAGAGGGACCAGAGGAUCAUGGAAGUGGAGCGUCUCCUGGACUGCAUGGGAAAAGAGAAGAGCCAACUGGAAAAGCAGCUGAAGGACUGCGAACAGCGCCUACGCCUGAUGGAGGUGACGGACAGAACUGACGAAACUGUAGCCAAAAGGUCCAAAGAGCUGGAAGGUGAAGCAGGUGAUCUCCGCGAGAGGAUCAAACACUUGAACGACAUGGUGUUCUGUCAACAGAGGAAGGUCAAAGGAAUGAUUGAGGAGGUCGAAUCUCUGCGAGCUCAAGUUGCUCAGAAGGACAUGUUCAUCUCUGAGCUUCUGGACAGGAUUGCAAUAGUGGAGUGUGAGAAUAAUGAAUUAGAAGACAAGCUCAAGUAUUUUAUGUCCACACAGAAUAAGACGCAAGAGGUUUUGGAAACCAGAGAGAAAGGAGUAGGCUGUGAUCUGCUCCCCAGACAUGAAGCACAGAGGUAUGAUGUUGAACCUGUUCAGUGUGAACCAACUCAUCUCUUUCCCAUCCAACCCCCAUCACCUGAUCAUCCUCUAUCACCUGUGAAACUCCCAUCACCCACCGAACCACUGUCACCGACACAGCCUUUAUCACCCACUCAUCCUCUAUCACUUAGACCAAGCCCUUCCUCCAUAGCGCCCUCAUCCCUGGCACAACCCUCAUCAUCACCUCCCAUUCAACAUCCAUCGAUCUCUCUAACACUGCCCACUCAGCCAAGGACGUUUAAGCUUAAUAACCCUCCCCCCAGCAGGCUACAUUCAAGUUUACUAAAGUACACUCCUGUCCAGUACAGCCGCUUCCUGGAUUCCAGACCCUCACAGGAGCAUGGGACAUUCUCCUACAUCCACCCAUCUGAGUCUGAAGCUGGUGUCAGUCCGGUCCAGCCUGGAGAAGACGAAUUGGACGCACAAACAAGCAGAGGCACACCCUCCAUACAAGAAGAGUCCACUUCAUCCCCGCCCUCUUCUCAACCACGAUCAGGAGUGCGAGUUUAUACGCCGUUCAUGAAACUUAUGGAAAUGACAGCAAAGAUAAACAUAGAUUAAAGUUAAGUAGCAGUCCUGGAAAAUGCAUGAGCCAAGACUUAAAUAAGGAGAGUCAAUGAAGCUAUGAAGCCAUUUAACUUAGUAUAAUUACUGAAAACAGGGUUAACAAGUAACGCACAAACUUCUUUUCAUAAGCAACAAAAUCAAAAAUAACAUUUUAUCAAACUGGGAGUGAAAAAAAAAAACUGGAAAUUAAAAGAAACUCACGGAAGUCAUUGUCCCCAGUUACAAACUAGUUUGAUCCAGAUUCCCUGUCAGAUGAUAGCUUAGUUUCCAUGUGGAUGACAACAUGAGUGAACAGUUUAAUUACUUUUCUUUAAACCUGUUGACAGUUGGAUUUUAUUUUGUGUUUCCUCUCUCUUUUUGUAUCAGUGCUAAGUACAGAGCUAACCUGUAUGUCAACAGUAAAUAUGUAGCUAAAGCUAAAUAAUAGUAUCCUCUAACUCAGUCUGCGUAUGCUGGGAAAGAGACAAGCGUAUUAAAAAACUGGUUGGAGUAGUGCAGUAGUAACAUCCUUUAUUAUUCUCUUACUUGAGCUUAACAUUUACGUACUAUAUGGACCAUAAAAUUGUCAAAUUGUUCACAGCAAAUUGUAAAAAAUAACAGUCUUAAAAACAAAUUUUAAUAAUGUAAUAUGAUAACAUACUCUGUGUUGGUAUAUAACAUAGAGUAACGUUAACUUUAGGAUUGAAAGUGAAAAAGUGGUGAUGUAAAGUCAGGUUAGCCAUUAAAACAUCAGCUAGUGUGCUUCAAGAAUACCGCUGACUCAGAAUACAUAUGCAAAAUAAUAAUAUGUAAAUAAACUACGUGGACAGAACUACCGACCUAGCUGCACAUUACUCACGGUCUGACAUCCCCGUGUUGAUGUUGUUAUCAUCAUAAUAAUGUUGAUCCAGCAUCAACAUUACACCUGACCAAUGACGUUGGAGCAUUCAGUGAGCCAAGCAUUAGCUUAGAAUUUAGCCACAUUCUAAGCUAAUGCUAAACGGCAUUAGCCAACCUAACUUGAUAAUGCCAGUUGGCUAACAGCCAACCUAACUUGAUAAUAUAUUUAUUACAUUGCAUAACUUUAUAAAGAAUAUGGUUAAUAAAACACACAACGUUUUAUAUAAACAAAAGAAUCCCCCCCUCCUCUUUUAUCAACAAAGUGAAUGGUCAGUUGCAAUGUUGAUCCUGGACCAAGAUUAUUAUGAUAAUGCAGGGACAACACCAACACUGGGAUAUCAGACACAACACAACACACAGCACACCUGCAGGAGCUGCUCUACCAUGUAAACCCAUGCAACGGGAGCAUUAAAGUGUGCUCUUUGGAACAACCAAUUCUUUGUAAAUACAGACUGCCUGGCCAGGCAUUUGACUUUAUACAACUGAAUUCUUGUAUUAAUAAGAAUUGUCUAAUAUUUUUGUCCAUAUAGUGAAAGUAAGAGGGUUACUUAUGCAAUCAGAGCUGUUAAUAUUAACUAGACCAAAGAGUGGAAUUUUUUCCCUUAAACUUCUAUUGUCUUUGGUCAAUUUUUAUUUAUUUAUUUUUACAAAUAUUCUUUUAAAAAUGUACUAACACAAGAAUCAGUUUUAAAUCAUUUUAAAGCUGGCACAUCCAUGUCAGUAAUAUCUCACUCAUUUAUGUCGGAGAUAAUGAUUUUUGGCCAGUGAAGCAAAAAAAGUCUUAUGUGGGUUUCUGUCCCAUGUUUGCACAUAGCUCUAAUAAUGAUAAAAGUAGCUUGAUGUAGGAUGUAAAUGAUGUGAUGCUAUGUAAAAAAUAUUUUUCUAACUGAUAUAAUAUGGAAUAUAUUUCUUUUGUUUACAGUGAAUCUAUUCUAUUCAUGUUGCUCACUGAGCUAUGAGCGUUCAGUCCUAUAUGAAGGUCGAUAUGGUUAUUGCGUGUAUUUUCCUAUCAUUUUAUAUGUGGUCUGUACAAAUUAAAGAUAUUUUGUUACUGUCAAUAAUAUAAUAUUUAUUACCAUGCUUUGUGCCUUUGUGACAGCCUACUCUGUGAUCCUGGUGGUGAAAGGAAAGCUAUUUUAAUUGGAAGCAGGGUAAUGUGGUAAAAUAGGACGUGGUAAAUUCUUGAGAAAUCUGUUAUUAACGAUAUUAACUUUAAUGAGGUGACUGCCGUUCCUGAGCCACUGGCACAAGUGUUAUCCAGGUGUUGACUGUACUGCCACAGCUGUGUUUGAAAUAGUUUUAUGAUGUGCCUUUUCCUCGUUGAUACAUAUAAUACUACGAUUAAUGAUGAGAGGCCAGCAUCUGUUUGGAUAAUAAAGACUGUGCAAAUGA